CAUUACGCUCUAGCUGCUGUCCUAUGCGACAAAGCGUUUUUUAUUAACAUGCUUGGUUUUUUCAUGCUAGUAUUCUUCGUUGUAUAGAAAGCUUAUUCCAUAAACCAAUUUAAUAUUUUUAUAUAGUUCUUUUUAAAGCUUAACUCACGCAGUGAAAGUUUUUCAUUUUGGCUGUGCUCUUAGUGGACUACAAACGGGCGAAAACGUCAUCUUUCGGCGCCUAGAUCCUGAUUCAAACGUUUAAAAUUGUUGGCGGUUAAAUCUAUAAACUGCUGUGCCAUGGCUCCCCUCAAAUUUGUCAUUAAGUGUGGGAACUUUGCUGUGCUGGUGGAUCUCCAUGUUCUGCCCCUGGGCGACCAAAAGGACACCAGCUGGUUUACUACGGGCUACAUCAAGGAAGUUACAGCCCUGGUUCGAGAUGCCGUGGAGCUACGGGUUAAGCAGUACUCUGAGCUCUUGCACACCAGAAGGCAACUUAAACCGAAGAAGGAACUGGCCCCUGCUUCAGCCUUUUUGGUGAAAGGGGAAAACUUCAACCUUGUGGCCAAUUUUCUGAAGAGACACUCCAAUCUCAGAUGUGUUGUCAAGCAGGAUUUGCGUUUGUUUCCUGAACGAUACAUAGUGUGUGUGAGCUGUCCAGAGGAUGCCUCAGCACACCGAAGAAACCCGAGCCUGGCCACAACUGAGCUGAGCCAACAAAGCAGAUCAGAGUAUUUUCUCAGUGCGGGAGAAACCCAAGAACUUUUAAACAGCCCGACAAAAACAAAGAAGUCUAUGCUUCAAAAGAUAGCCAAGCAAGCUAUUGACCAGCGAGAGCUCUGCGGUUCCACUGUAGGAAAGCAGCCGAUUGACCAGAGGGCCAGUCCCAAAAACCAGAGACUUGAACUAAAAGCUGGAGAGUCGGAAUUAUGUCCAGAGUCUGUGCCUGGGUCUGCACUGGAGGCUCUCCUGGAGGCAAACCACAAGGUUCCUUCCAACAUUGCCUUAACUGAAUCUAUGGCUCAGAUGUGGAGUACUCAAAAGCAGAAACAAGAGGCUGAGAGUGAAAUAAGUAAUGAGACCAGCAAGAGGUGCAAGCCCAGUGAUGGUGGAGAAGACCCCCAGUCACUGCAGGCCAAGAGAACGUGCCUUGGAAGAUCUCCAGCUACAAUGCCAAAUUUCUCCACCCUGCGCUCCUUGCAAACAUCCAAGCAUGACCUUCCUCCUCUGCAGCCCCAUCCUCCAGUUGAAGCCAAGGCAGAGUCCAAGGCUUUCCCUGUCUCAGAGUGCAAGAAAACCACAGUGGAAGUAGAGCUGCUUACUCCAGGGAAACUGGCCCAGUGGCUCCCCCUCACAAGCAAUAACACAGCACAGACAAACCAAAACAGGCUGGCCACAAGUCUGAGGGGCCUAUCUGUCAAGCCUGCAUCCUCAGGCACUUCUAUUGGUUCCAGAUCCACACUCGAAGAGGGGGGAAGUGAAAAUUUGCCCAGAACCUCGAGAUUACGACGACUGAAGAGGUCCUGAAGGGGAGAGGCAAACUUCAGUAAAGAUCCCUGACGCCACGGAGAUAGAGAUGAUAUUCUGUCAGGCUACAAGUUUGUCGCCCAUGUGGUCUCCUCGGAUGACUAUACAUGUGUUGCUUUAACUCCACUUUAUAUUCUUUUUUUUUUUAACAUGCAGCUCAUAUCAUGCACACACAGACACAAUGACAAAUGCUGAACACUUCAAUUGAUACACGAGCGUUUGAGUUAUGCUUUGUCAAAUACUUGAAACAGAUUUUGCCUCCACCCUUAAGUAGUGGUGGUCAAGAGAGGCUCGCAAAUGAAAGUCAAAAAACCUUUUAAUUGGAGUUUAGAUUUGGUUUUGUGUUAAAGAUUGGGGAUUUCAGACAGGCAGGAGCCGUGCAGUACGUCAUGGCUCUCAGACUGAAAUACUGGCUCCUACGCGUCUGAAAACUGUCCAGUAUCCCCGCUACAGCUCUGGUGUGAUUGAUAGUGGUUUCCAGAAUUAUUUCAUCACCCCAUUCUCAAAAAUGUAUUUUUUAAAGACCUAAUUUAUAUACAAUUGGCUCAGUACUUCGUUGCUAAGCACCUGAAAUGAAUCUGUAAAUUGGAAGGUAUUAUGCAGCUUUUCUUUCUGAUUUUAAGCCAAAUAUGUCUGACUAUGUGAGCAGUGGUGUUAUUUCAAAACAGCAGGGCGGCUACAUUAUCACAGCCUUAAAAAGUAGCCAGUUUUGUCCUGUUGAAUGCUGGAGCAAGACUCAAAUUUUUUCUUUUUGAUGACAUAUUACUGCCUUACACUUUUUUCUUCACUGUUUUACAUUUCAUGAUAAACAAAUGAGCUUUUGCCAAGGAAAACCCUGCAAAAACACUUGAAAUAAACAGUUGGAUCUCAUUUCAUUUCUUUGAUUUCCUCACAAAGUCCGUAUGAGCUAAUGCUUGUUGCAGUUUGUCAGUGACAGUAUUAGUAGCAGUAACCCGAGACGAGCCAGCACCAGUAGCCUGUUCUGAUCUUUGAGACAAAACGGUAGAUUAGUGUAACUGGUCCCAACAUUUUAAGGUCAUCCUCAAGAGGUGUCGCUAAUCUCUUGGCCAUGUUUAAUUCUGUCAAACUGAUUCUAAAGGAGAGAUCAUCUUAAAACUCUAGUUUGUGUUCAGAUCUGCUCGUUUAAAAGGUUUUAAAGAAAUCUGCUACUUAAACCAGACCAACAAGAGAAACGUCUGAGGAUCAUGAGGCGUGAGGGGUAUUUUUUUUUGUCUCCGGUAUCGACUUAAUACGAGGAUUGCUAACUGCAACGUGAUUAGCUGUAAAUGUACUGGGACAGGGACCUCGCUGGAGUCUAUGAUGUCUCUCCAGCUCCAGUCCCCACAGCAGCUGCACGAGAAAAGCUUUUAGAUGAUUCAACAUGUCUGGCCAGAUGCAACACAGAUGAGACUCUUCACUCGCUCUCCAGAACAAAGACAACUUUAAUUCUCUUUUCAUACAAAAAAUUUAAUAAAUAUGACUUUCAAAAAUAUAUUGCCCGAUCAACACAUAAUUCUCAAGUUCAUAACAAAAG
This is a messenger RNA of Melanotaenia boesemani (Boeseman's rainbowfish), 3040 nucleotides long. RefSeq names its product SLX4 interacting protein (gene slx4ip). NCBI's taxonomy places the organism in Eukaryota, Metazoa, Chordata, Actinopteri, Atheriniformes, Melanotaeniidae. Bases 280 to 1506 code for a protein of 408 amino acids. The record is from RefSeq and is a predicted model, not a curated record. The transcript has 8 exons.